Lodderomyces parapsilosis is the source of this 981-nucleotide messenger RNA. RefSeq names its product Slf1p (gene SLF1). The transcript has a single exon. Gene Ontology annotation, biological process: RNA processing. The coding region runs from base 1 to 981 and encodes 326 amino acids. Gene Ontology annotation, molecular function: RNA binding. Gene Ontology annotation, cellular component: ribonucleoprotein complex; nucleus. The record is from RefSeq and is a predicted model, not a curated record. NCBI's taxonomy places the organism in Eukaryota, Fungi, Ascomycota, Pichiomycetes, Serinales, Debaryomycetaceae.
AUGGCAAACAUAAGACGGUUGACUCCUGCUCCUCCUCCUCCUACAAAUGCCUGGGAUUUGAAUACAUUGGUACCGAAACAAGAGACUAAAAAAGUGGCAGCCGAAAUAUCAAGAUGCCAGAAAGACACAGAAGUCGGUACGUUGGUCAUUCCUCUUUUGCAAUUGCAAUCAGCUAUCGAAACAACGCAAUCUCUUGCGACUCUACCAUCAAAUGAUGCGUUGUCCCUAGAAUCACCACAACCAAAAGUGGCUGCAAGAAUAACAAAUAAACUGAACCAUUUCAUUGAAGUUGGCAAAACGGUUAGAAUCAAAAAACCAUCACUUCCUAGAACAAGAGACAUAAAAGGUGGUAAUGGGAUGUUCAAAUACAAAAUUCCAGAUGACGAUAGCCAAUCACUUGUCAAGUCACAAUCAAAUAUAUGGACAACAGCAGCUACAGCCACAACAUCAUUGUACAACUUUAGGCCAGAUUUAGGGGUCUUCACUCAUUCAGCAGAAGAUCAAUCACUGGUUGAGUCGACAUCACUACCUUCUCCUAUUCUCAUACCAUCGUCGAAUUCAUCAAUGUUCCCCCAAUCCCCAGGAGGAAUACUUUCGCCACAACAGCCCAUGGUGGUUUAUGGUAUGCCAAUGUAUCUGCAUUUGCCACUUCUUCAACAUCUGCUGCCCCAAUUGGUAACGCCAAUAUCACAAGAAAACAAAAGGGAUACCCUCAAGGCAAAGAUUAAAAAACAAUUGCAAUAUUACUUCUCCACGGAAAAUCUUUGCAAGGAUACUUACCUUCGGUCAUUGUUCGACAAAUCUGAUGGCAAACUCGCUGUGAAAGCUUUGGUUGAGUUUAAUAGGCUCAAAGUUCUCACACAUGAUGGAAAGUAUGUUGAAUUAGUAUUGGAAGCAGCUAAAGAAAUUUCCAUAUUGGAAGUACUUGAGGGUAACAGACAUAUUCGAUUAAAGUCUUGGCAAAAGUGGAUAAUACCAUAA